AUGGCCCGAACCGCUGCAAUUGCAGCUCGCUGGAGCGGCAGCCAGGUGCGCGAGCUGAAGAUGAAGGGGACGCAGCUUCUUCGUCGACUCCUGCACCUGUCUUCUUUGUCUACACGGUUUUCUUUGGAUGGAGUUCUGACUUCGUCUCCUUGCGAGCUCACGGACAUUGCAAUCGACCUUGGGAUCCUCAAAACUCGGUUUGGAACACAGUGUCAAUGCGGCAAAGAAGCUUGGAAGCUUGAAGAGCGCAGCCACUACUGCAACUGGCGUUGCACCAAGUGCAGAAAGACCAUCAGUGUGACCGCUGGAGACAAUGAUCUGUUCUCGCUAAGGAUUGAUCUUCGCAGUUCCCUUGGUGCUUUGUGGGUCUUUUGUACUCCUCUUCACUUGUCUCCAGACAAAACUGGCCUCAUUCUUGGACUUGAUCACCGCUCCACACGGACCUUGUUUGACAAAUUUCGCAAGUUUCUCACGCCUGUUGUUGAAAGGUUGAACGAAACUUUGCACUUGGGUGGUUUUGGUUCUGAUGUCGAGCUGGACGAAAUUUCAUUUCGCAGCAAAACUGUCGGCGAGCGCGUGAUCUGGAUUCGCUACUUGGCCAUCGCGCGAAGGGGAAGUCCAAAGAUUUGGAUUUCGCCAUUGCCUUACCGAAUCACGGAGGGUGGACAAGGUGGUGGUGGACGUAUCUCCGUGGAAGAGCUGCAAGGUGCCAUGUGGGCACAAAAUGGUGAAUCUCGGAUCUGCGAAGGUUCGGUCUGCCAUUCAGACGGUGCUCGCACUUACAAGCAGUUGGGUGUCAUGGAAAGUCCACUGUUGGACACAAGCGUCUUCCACCACGUCUUUGGUUCCUUGAAGUUGGCUCACACCGCCGUCAAGCACAAGCCUCCAAAGCCGGAGUUCGCCGAGACUUUCAACGUGAAGGUUUGGAACGGCCGUGGAUGGGUGAUGGAGCAGCGGCAAGGCGGCACCCAAAAGUUGGACGGUUUUUCCGCCAGCUUCAGACGUGAAGUUGGUCGAAAACCAUUCAGCACAGCGGGACCAAGCUUGACAAGGCCCGAGAACUUGGAGCAGCACUUGCAUGAGCGUAUGCGGUGCUUCCAAUUGUCGUAUUGGUUGAGCGGAAGCGACUUGUUUCAAGUUUUCGGUGCUUUGCGAAAGGCCGAGCUGGAAGGCGGAGCCUCUUGGCAGACUUCGGCACCGUUUUUGCAGGACCAGAACAGGCAAGACGCCGUCGAAUCCAUUGAUAGUGGUUCCGACGACGCACGGCCACUUUUCCUCAGCUAG
Symbiodinium sp. CCMP2456 is the source of this 1284-nucleotide messenger RNA. The record is from the annotation of a GenBank genome assembly. Lineage: Eukaryota; Dinophyceae; Suessiales; Symbiodiniaceae.